GCUGGGGAUGUGGCUCAGUGGUUUAAUGCCCCUGGAUUCAAUCCCUGGUACCAAAUAAACAAAUGAUAAAAUAAAAUGAGGAGAGCAAAACACCUGCUUCACAGCAGUGCCAUUGGGAAACUCAGUAAAAUGGUGCAUGGUCAGUGCUUAUUAACGUAUUGUAAGCAUUUAAGAAAAGGAAGUUGUCAUUUGCCAGGAAGGUCCCUUGAGAUCUUGGAAGUAAAGUCAAGCCAGAGGUAUUAUUUUGCACACACUCAGAGUGAGAGGAUUUCUAUAGCUCAGAGCUCUUCAGGCCAAUGGAACAAAUGUAUUUGGUGUAAACACCUACUGUGUGCUAGGGCCAAACUACCUCAGAGAGCCAGGGAGGCCAAGUUCCUCCAUUUGAGCCCAAAGGUCAGUUGCUGGUUAAGUCUGCUGGUUUUUGCACUGUUAUUUGUCCCCAAUGUGGUACAGGAUGGGAGUUGUGUCCGUGUCAAAGGAGCCCAUUGUGAGGUCAGCCUAAGUUAGGCACACCCCUCAAAUGACAGGACCCAGUCCUUGACCUUCUCAAAAACCCUCACUAGCUCUCCAUUGCCCCUGGGAUAAACUCAGGCUGGCACACAAGGCCUUCCUACCCGUUCUUUCCACCAUGUGCUCCCACUACCACCACCCUUGUGUUCUACUGCACAAGCCCACCAGUCUUGUCACUUCACAGACCUCUUCAGAGUGUGUGCCCAGUGCACAUACUGGGAGUUAAGCAAGUGAUCAGAACAGUGCCACUCUUGCCCUUGGAGCUAUGUACUGAAGCCAGCCCUGAGGCCAACAUGCUGCUUGGGGCAUCUUUGGUGGGGUUGAUGGUGUUCUCCAAGCUGGUGCUGAGACUACCCUGGACCCAAGUGGGGUUCUCCCUGCUGCUUCUCUACUUGGGAUCUGGUGGCUGGCGCUUCAUCCGGAUCUUCAUCAAGACCUUCAGGCGUGAUAUCUUCGGCGGCCUGGUGCUCCUCAAGGUGAAAGCAAAGGUUCGACGGUACCUGCGGGAUCAGGAAACUGUGCCUGUGUUGUUUGCCUCUACGGUACAGCGCCACCCCAACAAGACAGCCCUGAUCUUCGAGGGCACAGACACCCACUGGACCUUCCGCCAGCUAGAUGAUUACUCAAGCAGCGUGGGCAACUUCCUGCAGGCCCGGGGCCUGGCUUCAGGCGAUGUGGCUGCCCUUUUCAUGGAGAACCGCAAUGAGUUUGUGGGCCUGUGGCUUGGCAUGGCCAAGCUGGGCGUGGAGGCGGCACUCAUCAACACCAAUCUCCGGCGUGAUGCUCUGCGCCACUGCCUUACCACAUCCCAGGCUCGUGCCCUUAUUUUUGGUAGUGAGAUGGCCCCAGCUAUAUGUGAGAUCCAUGACAGCCUGGACUCCUCACUUAUCCUCUUCUGCUCUGGCUCCUGGGACCCCAAUACAGUGCCCACUGGCACAGAGCACCUGGACCCUCUGCUGGAAGAUGCCCCCAAGCACCUACCAAGUCGCCCUAACAAGGGCUUCACAGAUAAACUCUUCUACAUCUACACAUCGGGCACCACAGGGCUACCCAAAGCUGCCAUCGUGGUGCACAGCAGGUAUUACCGCAUGGCUGCCCUGGUGUACUACGGGUUCCGCAUGAAGCCUGACGACAUUGUCUAUGACUGUCUCCCCCUUUACCAUUCUGCAGGAAACAUCGUGGGUGUUGGUCAGUGCUUGAUCCAUGGCAUGACAGUAGUGAUCCGAAAGAAGUUCUCAGCCUCCCGGUUCUGGGAUGAUUGUGUUAAAUACAAUUGCACAAUUGUGCAGUACAUCGGUGAGCUGUGCCGCUAUCUCCUGAACCAGCCACCCCGGGAAGCGGAGACCCAGCACCAGGUGCGCAUGGCUCUGGGUAACGGCCUCCGGCAGUCCAUCUGGACCAACUUCUCCAGCCGCUUCCACAUCCCCCAGGUGGCCGAGUUCUAUGGAGCCACUGAGUGCAACUGUAGCCUAGGCAACUUUGACAGCCAGGUAGGAGCCUGUGGCUUUAACAGCCGUAUCCUGUCCUUUGUAUACCCCAUCCGGCUGGUACGUGUCAACGAGGAUACCAUGGAGCUGAUCCGGGGACCUGAUGGCGUGUGCAUUCCCUGCCGGCCAGGCCAGCCGGGCCAACUGGUAGGCCGCAUCAUCCAGCAAGACCCUCUGCGCCGCUUUGAUGGCUACCUCAACCCGGGUGCUAACAACAAAAAGAUUGCUAAGGAUGUCUUUAAGAAGGGGGAUCAAGCUUAUCUCACUGGUGACGUGCUGGUGAUGGAUGAGCUGGGCUACCUGUAUUUCCGAGAUCGCACGGGCGACACAUUCCGCUGGAAAGGGGAAAACGUGUCCACCACCGAGGUGGAGGGUACACUCAGCCGCCUACUGGACAUGGCUGAUGUAGCUGUAUAUGGUGUUGAGGUACCAGGAACUGAAGGUCGGGCCGGAAUGGCUGCCGUGGCCAGCUCCACAGGUAGCUGUGACCUGGAGCACUUUGCAGAGGCCUUAGAGAAGGAGCUGCCCCUGUAUGCCCGACCCAUCUUCCUGCGCUUCCUGCCUGAGCUGCACAAAACAGGGACCUACAAGUUCCAGAAGACAGACCUACGGAAGGAGGGCUUUGAUCCAGCUGUUGUGAAAGACCCGCUUUUCUACCUGGAUUCCCGGAAAGGCUGCUAUGUCCCGCUGGACCAAGAGGCCUAUGCCCGCAUCCAGGCAGGCGAGGAGAAGCUGUGAUUUGCCCCCCACAUCCCUCUGAGGCCAGUGAUGCUGGAUCCAAAGCCUCAGCUUCCACUCAGAGGGGUUCUGGGUGAUGCCAGACCAAAGCAAGCAGGGCCACACCUCCUCCCUGAGGUGCUGACCCCUCCCUCCACAACUGCCAAGUGACUCACUGCCGCCUCCACACCCUUGCAUAAGCUUUCUGUGAAAGCUGCAUGUCCAAGUGAUCUUCUGGGCCCCAGGCUGAGACUAACGGGGGGGGGCCGCCUCAGGAUGAUGUCUUGGGUCAGGCAGGACAGGGAGAGGCAUAGGGGUCACAAAGCUCCCUCCAAAGAACAGGGGCUUUUCAUAAACGGGACCAAGGCAGAAGCCUCCAGACUCAGGAAGCCAAGCGAUUGGGCAGGAACAGUAAUGGCCAUCAAUCUGAUGACCAGAAAGAAUCUGCCCCAGAGCUGCCCACCCCUCUAGGUGGAGAGGAGGAAGACCCGACGUGGCCCCACCAUGCCUCACCUGCAGCAGGAGGUCAGGACACCAACCCUUAUCUCUCCAAACUCCUACAUCUUCAUCUGCUUGGGAGGUACCUGGCUGUCUUACAGGCCCUGUCUGUAUGGGUCAGCGUCACUGUCUCCAUCUCCUUCCUGGCCUGGCUAUGAGAGGAGGAGGAAUGGGAGGGUGGCCCUCAGGCCAAUAAACUCUGCCUUGAUGCCUCCUA
This is a messenger RNA of Ictidomys tridecemlineatus (thirteen-lined ground squirrel), 3429 nucleotides long. Lineage: Eukaryota; Metazoa; Chordata; Mammalia; Rodentia; Sciuridae. The record is from RefSeq and is a predicted model, not a curated record.